Molecule: messenger RNA, 1515 nt
Organism: Closterium sp. NIES-65
Lineage: Eukaryota; Viridiplantae; Streptophyta; Zygnematophyceae; Desmidiales; Closteriaceae
Source: the annotation of a GenBank genome assembly
AUGUUCCAAAGCCGUCAAUCGGUCCGAUUCAGGCAUGUCGCGGUCAACGCAGUCAACGCAAGUAUCCUGUUGCAGUUCAUCUCCCUUUGGCUCCUAAGCGCGUCGAGCGCCGUAUACGGACACAGAUACGAGCGGGUACACGUGGCGCACAAGCGCCUGAGAGGCUCGGCAGCGUUGGAUGAAGCAGCAGCGUUCGAGGAGUGGCAGGUGGACGCUUCCCGCGUCGUGCAGAUCUCCAUCCAGCCCCGGGCGUUCGUGUACCACGGAUUCCUCUCCCAUGCGGAGUGUGAUCACCUCAUUGCACUGUCCCAGCAGAAGCUGCUCCGCCCAGGCAUGCUAGCCAAUGGCACCUUUCUCCGGAAAUAUCAGGACGAGCGGGUGAGGGCUAUUGAAGACCGCAUUUCAUCGUGGAUCUUCCUCCCGCGCAACCUUCACCUUCUCCCCAUCCCCCAUUAUAGCUAUUGCGCUAUCACACGGGCCAGCAAUUCGACGUGUAUUGCGACUACUUCCAACACGAGGAAACCGGAGGAGAGGCAGUCACUGCUCGCUCUUGACAUCACCCACUGCGUCCACUCGCCCCACCUCCCCUCUCAGAGCCCACGGGCCCACUUAAUGCUCUACAAUAGGGGCCAGCACUUCGACGUGCAUUCCGACUACUUCCAGCACAAGGAGGACCGGCAGGACUGGCAGCUGAUGCGCUACAAUACAGGCCAGCAGUUCGACGUGCAUCAUGACUACUUCCAGCACAAGGAGGACCACCAGGUGCUGCACCGGGCUGCAACACUCGUCCUCUUCCUCUCAGACGUGGAGCGGGGCGGCGAAGUCACUUUCCCCAAAGGCAAGCCUGAGCGCGAUCAGGACUUUGGGCCCGUCUCAGACUGCGCUAAAGGCCGCAUUGCUGGUGAGGCGCAUUGCACCGCUCUGCACUCCUCCUCCUCCUCAACCCCCCCCCCACACCCCUGGGAUAGAGGCCGCACUGCUGUGAGGCCGCGCAAGGGCAAUGUGCUGCUCUACUUGCACCUCUUCCCCAACGGCUACAGCGACCCCAGGGCACACCGGGAGGACUGCCCUCUCUUGAGCCCACGCAAGGGCAAUGCGCUGCUCUACUUCCACCUUUCCCCCAACGGCUACAACGACCCCAGGGCAUACCGGGAGGACUGCCCUCUCCUCCCUCCCUCCCACCCAACACCCUCUGUGGGGACGAGCUUGGGGGGGCUUUUUAGGGGAAUGAGGGGCAGCAGUGGGAGCGAUGGCAGUGCUGGUGCAGGAGGCAGCACGGGCGGCGGCGCGGGCAGCGGUGCGGGCGGCAGGCUGGAAGCAAAGUGGACGGCGGAGAAGUGGGUGCACAUGUUCAAGUACAUGACGCGGCGAAGCCUUUUGGACUGUACUGACGAACACCCCAACUGCGCCAUGUGGGCGGCGGGCGGCGAGUGCAAGAGGAACCCAGGGUACAUGGUGGGAGAAGGUGGGUAUGUGGGGAAUUGUCGCAAGGCGUGUAAAGUUUGUAAUGACUGA